UUAGCCUUGUGACGACGUUUUCAGACCAAGCAGCAGCCGGAACUCUCAGCCUGCUAAUUCAAAGAAAUGCCACAAGAUACAGCCUUCGGUACACUCUCUUGCUUACCGGGCCAGCCACCGCACCCAAACGAAUCGCCUUAUAUCAGAGACAACACCAGCAGCCCGUCAUCACGGUCCCCCUUCCCCCCCUCGCCUGCGCACAGCCCGCGCCAUCCGUGUGGCACUGCUCUGGCGCACCCACCUCGCCUCCCCUCCCCGCUGCUCCCCUUGCCGCCCUCCUUGCUGCUGCUUCUACUGGCACUGCCGGCGGUGCCACUGCCGGAGGUAACACCGCGAGUGAGACCCCUGCGAGCGGUACCAGCGGCAUUGGUUUCUCUGCUGCGGUGGUGGCCGCUGGGAGCAGCAGCAUUGGCGCGUUAUCUCGAGCCAAGGCGUUCUACGCUGUCCCCUCGGCACUCACGCCUGUGCUCUACCCCACUGCGGCCGCCCAGCUGGGCGGAGCAGCCAAGGGAGGCGUCACCGUCUCUGUCUCCUCCACCAACACACUCACCAACUACAGCCUCGCCAGCCCCUCAUAUCAACCCCUCCGUUAUCUCACAUCAUCUCCGCUUGGUCAUCUCUUGCUACCAAGUUCAAGAUCUCCUGAAUUCUUACCUGCCUCUUCCCGGAUUCGCACCACUACCCUUACCACUGUGUUGAUCGCCAACCCCUCCCAACCUAUCUGUAUUCCUCCCCCCUGUCCUCCCCUUCGCAGCAACACUCUCGCCAAGAUCAAACCCCUUAAUCGUAGUCAACCCUACUCAACCCCUCCGGUUGGUCAAGGUCUCCCUCUCACCCCCCUCCUCCUCCUCCUCUCCCUCCAUCCCCUCCACCUCCUCCUCCUCCUCUUCCUCCCCCACGUCCUCCACCUCCUCCACCUCCCCUCUCUCCCUCGCCUGCACGUGGGUCGCCCCCCUCCCCUCGGUGUGAGGCACAGCCAUGGCUGUUCAGGUCUCCCCAGCAGCCAAGGCGGUAGCGGCGCUGCCAGCACUGCCGACAGGGGCGAGGAGUGCAUGUGUGGUUGGAGUGAGUGUGGGAGGAGGGGUCGCUGCGACCCAAGCGGCACAGGGGGCGUUGGUGCGAGUGGUGGAGCACGUGCGGUGAGACAGUGGUGCGCUGCGGCCUGGCUCUGGAUUGUUGUGAGCUACUAG
This is a messenger RNA of Closterium sp. Naga37s-1, 1190 nucleotides long. The record is from the annotation of a GenBank genome assembly. NCBI's taxonomy places the organism in Eukaryota, Viridiplantae, Streptophyta, Zygnematophyceae, Desmidiales, Closteriaceae.